This is a messenger RNA of Leptinotarsa decemlineata (Colorado potato beetle), 1489 nucleotides long. RefSeq names its product rRNA N(6)-adenosine-methyltransferase ZCCHC4. The record is from RefSeq and is a predicted model, not a curated record. Lineage: Eukaryota; Metazoa; Arthropoda; Insecta; Coleoptera; Chrysomelidae. Gene Ontology annotation, cellular component: cytoplasm; nucleolus. Gene Ontology annotation, biological process: rRNA methylation. Gene Ontology annotation, molecular function: rRNA (adenine-N6-)-methyltransferase activity; zinc ion binding; nucleic acid binding.
GACAUUUCAAUAGAAUAGGUUAUAUUUUCAUUUUAGGUUAACUUUGUUGAAACUUACAUAAAUAAUAUAAUAAACAUAAAUAUUUUGAGUGAUCAUGUCCAAAGGAAAUGUAGAAAUAGUAGUCGAAGAUUUAAAAACGCAUCCUUGUUGUCCACAUGGCCCAACGAUUUUAUUUUCUAGACACGUUAAAAAGAGUGCUGAAAAAUUUUUCGCCUGUUCAGCCUGCCGAGAUCGAAAGUUCUGUAACUUUUUUCUCCCCGAAGAAAAAAGAGUGUCUUUCAAGGAGGAAAUAUGGAGACAAGAAAUUCAGAAAAAUCUCAAAGGCAUCCAUCACAGAAAAAUGUAUUUGACUCUCAAAAAAAUAUUGUCAUCACCCCCUGAAAAAAGACGCUUUUGCCAUACCUGUCUACAGUUGCAUGAAGAAACUGGAAAGGAUUUACACAAUGAUCAUAACGUACGAAUAGGGCUAACUGACUACCAGUUGGGGCAUCCCUCGGAAUUGUUACCACCACUGGAAAAUUCUAAGAAGGAAGCACAGUAUCUUUUUUCGAAAUCUACAGUGGAGGUUCUCGUUAACAUUUUGGGAAGCAUAGGAUAUAGACAUAUAAUUUGUAUAGGAGCUCCAAGGAUACACGAAUAUGUUCAGAGUAAAUGUGAAAACUUCACUAGUAUUUUAUUGGAUAUGGAUAAGAGAUAUCAUAAUUUCUUUGGACCUUUAGAAUUUUCCUGGUAUAACAUGUUCAACAAUCAUUUUUUUUUCAAAGAAUCCGAAGAUGUUUUCAAUGAUUAUUUGCAAACAGAUGGAGGAAAAGAUAUGGUUUUGGUAACAGACCCUCCGUUUGGAGGUAGAACUGAGCUCCUUGCAACAACCUUCACUUCAGUCAAUCAACAAUACAAGAACCUCAAUAAUAUUGAAACUGAUCUGCCCAUGUUUUGGAUAUAUCCAUACUUUAUGGAACCGCAAAUUUUGAAUUUCAUGCCUAAUUUUUCCAUGCUAGAUUUUAAGGUGGAAUACGACAAUCAUCCUUUGUUCCAGAAAGGACCUAAGGGAAGAAAGCAAGGAUCACCAGUGAGGAUUUUUACAAAUGUACAGCCUAGUCUAGUAAAAUUACCCAAGGAAGAUUAUAAGCACUGCAAGUUCUGUGAUAAAUGGGUGGCCAAAGAAAAUCGGCAUUGCAAGUUAUGCAAGGCUUGUACUUCAAAAAAUGGAGUGACCUACGUUCAUUGCUCACUUUGUGACAGAUGUGUGAAACCUACUUGGAGCCAUUGCGGAAAGUGCAAUAGGUGUGCUCAAAUCGAUCAUAAGUGUGUCCAGCUCGAGUUCACAAAGAAAUGUUUCAACUGUGAAGAGACUGGUCAUAAAAGGGUGGAUUGUCCAAAGAAGGAAGAAGUUGGGGCGAAAAAAAGGAAACUAAAAACGAGAACCAAAGAGUCGAAAAAACGUAAAAUGAAAGCAAUUGUAAAUAGUUGAAUAAAAUAUUUUAAAUUA